Messenger RNA from Pygocentrus nattereri (red-bellied piranha), 1646 nucleotides. It is a transcript of the gene fam8a1b, whose product is annotated as family with sequence similarity 8 member A1b. The record is from RefSeq and is a predicted model, not a curated record. Lineage: Eukaryota; Metazoa; Chordata; Actinopteri; Characiformes; Serrasalmidae. Bases 37 to 1008 code for a protein of 323 amino acids. The transcript has 5 exons.
AAUAACACGUCCUUGUAGGCCUGCAGUAGAGGUGUCAUGGCGGACUCCGGAGGAAGAGUAAACAAACGGGAAGAUACGUUGUCAAGACAUAACAGAGGCACUGGAAACGGCGAGGAGACGAAAGCCGUUAACAAGCACAGCUCGCAGAGCAAGCGGGACGUUUCUACGUCGGAAUAUUGCGAAAAGCUGCAGGAAUGGAUGUGGCAGUAUUACUGCGGUUACGUGAACUGGCAGAGCUGGAUGACUGUGUCUGCGUUUUCUUUCCCGCCGUGUCCUCCGACACCAGGACUAGCGACAUGGGGAGCAGGUUUGGCUAACGGCUUCUCACUUUCGCCCACUCAUGUAUCCGCUGUGUCCACCGCUACCUCUGUUGGAAAUAGGGGUCAGCGAGGAGGAGAUGUUCGCGGGCAGGGCUCGCCUGCUCCUGUCAGCACGCCUGCCCAACAGCCACAGCAGAAUGGAAAUGCUCCACAGCCAGGUCAAGAAUAUUCCAUCCCCUCUCCUUUUCUACGUUUCUUGGCUGAGAUGGUGGAUUUCUUCAUUCUUUUCUUUAUAAAGGCAACCAUCAUCCUCAGCAUAAUGCACUUGAGUGGAAUGAAAGAUAUAGCAAAGUUUGCCAUGCACUUCAUUGUGGAAGAAAUAGAUGAAGACACGUCAAUGGAGGAGCUACAGAAAAUGAUGCUUGUGGCUCUGGCGUACCGGAUAUUGGUUUGCUUCUAUGAGAUUAUAUGUAUAUGGGCGGCUGGUGGAGCCACUCCCGGGAAAUUCUUGAUUGGCCUGCAAGUGGUCACUUGUGACACUUCAGUCUUGAUGCAGCCCAACCGUGUCCGUGUGGUGCCUGCAACUAACGUCAGUCUGUCUGCGUCAGCGGUACGAGCCUUGAACAAGAACUUCUCCAUUGCGUUUUUCUUCCCGGCAUUCAUCACGCUGCUCUUUUUCCAGCACAACAGAACUGUGUAUGAUAUUGUGGCAGGCACCAUUGUGGUCAAGAGAAACAGGCCGAGAUGAUCUCUCUGUUGUAGUCGAAGCCAAACCUGCACCAUCAUAUGCACAAAUGAACCUUCUGAGAAAAGAAGUCCAGGUGAAUCUGAACUGAACCAAAGUCUUGCUGGGGCUGCAGGAGAGAGAGACAUUCAGGAACUUCUCUGACCAGUCCAUCGAAAACUCCCAAGUAUUUUUUCACUCCAGGUACCCAGAGAGCUCUAGAAAACCUGAAUUGCUGUUAGUUUUGCAGUCUAACUUGCAUCAGCUGGACUAUGUCCUAGUGCCAAAUCACAUUUUCUAAAAAAAUUGGGUCCCUCUCUAUAGUUAUGAGUUAUACAAAGACCUUCUCACUGUUUCCUUUAUGAAAGUUUAUACUCCAAGACGUUUAAUGUUCGAGUGUCAAGACUUCAAGCUGGAACAGGUUAAUUACAAUAACUUAUUAUAAAAUUAUUCUUUAAUUUUACUUGCUUGUUUGACUCACAGUUUACCCCAAAUAUUUGUCUUGAUGAUUUUGUUUGGUUGAUUAAUUUGCCUUAACGUGCAGAUUAAUAUGGGUUUUUUUUUUCCAGAGUAAUAUGCUGCUUUGCACAUGACAAGCAUCACUGCAUGCCUUCCUGUGGUUACAAUAAAAUCUGACCAUUUUUGUCUCUUUUCGCUUUAAA